AUGGCUCACAGCAAGAGAAACACUUCGCGCAGUGUUUUCACCUCGCACGAACGUGACCUCGCCAAGGCUGCAUGGACCUCUACGUCUGCCCGACUUAACAGAGAUUCGUUCCUUCCCUUCGGCUCUUGUUACCUCUGCCUCGAGAUCGCCAGGGACCCGGUUUCUUGCAGCCAUGGCGAUGUCUUUUGCAGAGAGUGCGCUGUUGCAAACCUUUUAGCCCAAAAGAAGGAGAUCAAACGCCUAGAGCGUGCGCGAGAGAAGGCCGAGCAGGAGAUUCACGAGGCUCUUGCUCGUAAAGAUGCAGAAGCUCAGGAACGUGCCAUCAAGGAGUUUGAGAUGCUACAAGCAGGUUUGAACCCUGCGUUGUCUUCAAGAAUCGCGGCGCCAUCGUCUUCAUCUUCGAUACAGGCCGAUUCUGGGUCUAUCACGGCAAAGGUUGGCUCGAAAAGGAAAUUUGUCUUGGAUCAAGAAGAGCUGGAGAGAAUAGCGGAGGAUGAUCGCACCAAAGCCAAGAAGUCAAUUGAGUACGAAAAGGCCUCUAAGGAGUCUCUGCCGUCUUUCUGGACCCCUUCCCAGACUCCCGAUGCCGAAGCAGCCCGAAAAGCAGCAAUUGUCAUAAAAAAGGCCAAAAUCAAUCCCGUCUGCCCCGCAUCGCCCGAUGACUCUCAACAUCCCUACUCUCUCAAGAGCCUUAUACAGCUGAACUUCAAAGAAGAAGCCGACACAGGUGCGGAUGGAACGAGACGUAUCUGCCCCUCCUGUCUCAAGACUCUUGGCAACGCUUCGCGACCACAGCUUGCGGAGAGUUGUGGCCAUGUAAUAUGUCGAGGCUGUGCGACCAAAUUCAUGGCUCCGGUCAAAGGCAACAAUGCUGCGGAGCAGGAGCAUGCCUGCUAUGUCUGUGACGCAAGACUCGCGUCCAACGGCUCAAAGAGCAAGCCAAGACAAUCAAAGCAAGAAUUUCCUGGGCUCAUUGAACUCAGGUCUGAGGGAACCGGCUUCUCUGCGCGCGGGGCGAACAUGGUAGAGAAGACGGCUGUCGCCGCCUUUCAAUGCUAG
Messenger RNA from Colletotrichum siamense, 1059 nucleotides. It is a transcript of the gene CSU1, whose product is annotated as E3 ubiquitin-protein ligase CSU1. The coding region runs from base 1 to 1059 and encodes 352 amino acids. The transcript has 3 exons. NCBI's taxonomy places the organism in Eukaryota, Fungi, Ascomycota, Sordariomycetes, Glomerellales, Glomerellaceae. Gene Ontology annotation, molecular function: ubiquitin protein ligase activity. The record is from RefSeq and is a predicted model, not a curated record. Gene Ontology annotation, cellular component: nucleus.